This is a messenger RNA of Amblyraja radiata (thorny skate), 803 nucleotides long. RefSeq names its product histidine triad nucleotide-binding protein 1. Gene Ontology annotation, molecular function: catalytic activity. The transcript has 3 exons. The coding region runs from base 294 to 650 and encodes 118 amino acids. The record is from RefSeq and is a predicted model, not a curated record. Lineage: Eukaryota; Metazoa; Chordata; Chondrichthyes; Rajiformes; Rajidae.
GAACUCAAUAAAAAUAUUUCAACAUCCGCAGUCAUUGAAAUCUUGAACCUGAGCAGGAACUUAUUAUUUGCAUGAUUAUUGCAAACGACAAAAUGACCAAACGACAGCCCCUGCAGCAAGGCUGCAAACCAAAGAUUAUAGAGCUCCUCUAUAAUCUUUGCUGCAAACAGCAAUCUAUCACCGCGCCUCCGCCUCUCAGCAGCAAUGGGAUGGUCGGGCUGAGAUGACUGGCAGCUCCUCCGGGGCGGGCUGAGUGCCGGGGUUUGCGGACAAAGAGCAAAUAUAGUGGCACCAUGGCCGGCGUAGCUGGUGGUGACACGGUUUUUGGCAAAAUCAUCCGUAAAGAAAUCCCAUGCGAAUUCAUCCACGAAGACGACAAGUGUGUUGCCUUCAAAGAUAUGGCACCACAAGCUCCAGUACAUUUUCUAGUGGUUCCCAAGAAGCCCAUAUCCCACUUAUCUAAAGCGGAAGAUUCUGAUGCAGAGCUUCUUGGACACCUGAUGAUCGUUGGUAAAAAAUGUGCAGCAAAACUGGGCUUAUCGAAUGGCUACAGACUUGUUCUGAAUGAAGGCCAGGAUGGUGGGCAGUCUGUCUUCCACAUUCACCUCCAUGUAUUAGGUGGGCGUGAAAUGGACUGGCCACCUGGUUAAUCGAUACUGAACAUUUACUUUGCCUGAGAAAUGGUUCCACGGUUCUGUUAAACAAGGAACACGGAAAACUGGAGUACCAACUAGAGCUCCAUUACAGUCUUGCCAAUGGAUCGAUUCCUCUCAUGGUCAUAAAAUAAAAUCCUUUUUAAGGAA